AUGGCACGUAGCAAAUCCCAGGGCCGCAGCCGCAAAAAAGGGCCCGCCCCGAAUGGACGCGUCCGCAAGUCGCGCAAGCCAUCUUCGUCUAAUAUCUACGCGCACGUGUCGAUGCCAGAUUGCUAUGUCUUUGUUCCCAAGGGAAAUGCAUACAUUACCCUUCACUGUCGCCGCAAGACUAAGGAGUCACUCCAAACAGUCUAUGUUGUCUACGACAAACCAGGCAAGCGCGUCCAGGGCAUCCGGGUUCCUGAUAGUAUCUAUGCCAAUGUGGUCGAGCUAUCCGAACUCACUGCUGACUCUCGCGCCAAGCUCGUUCAGGCUCGUGAUGCCAAAUACCUCUCUCACGGUCGGAAGCUGCUUAGGCAACAUUUCCCACUGAUGCCCGAGGAAUCUCUUAAGAUCAUCCUGAAUCACUCGUUCCUCAAGGGCUCUGGACGAGUCGGGCGCACUGCGACGACCACCGACGACCGGAAGGUCACUCUCGCCGUUGACGCGCACAUUCGGCACACGCACACGCCAUAUGAGGAGCUUCUUUCUGGCGGUGUUGAUCGAGAGAAAGCCCGCGAGACAGUGUGGCCGACGGUUCAGACUAUUAGAAAUACCUGGCAAGGCAAACAUGAGAACUUAAAGAGCCAUAUUCCCCCGGAUCGUUGUUGCCAACCGGAGGUGAUCGUGCUGGAUUGA
Penicillium maclennaniae is the source of this 687-nucleotide messenger RNA. RefSeq names its product DUF2293 domain-containing protein. The transcript has 3 exons. The record is from RefSeq and is a predicted model, not a curated record. The coding region runs from base 1 to 687 and encodes 228 amino acids. NCBI's taxonomy places the organism in Eukaryota, Fungi, Ascomycota, Eurotiomycetes, Eurotiales, Aspergillaceae.